AUGGUAUUUCAGAAGUUCCUCAAUAAUGGGAAGGUUUCAUUGUGCGGAGCCCAAGUGGUAAUAGCAGUAAAACGAUAUCCAGACGAGUCUGAAGUAUCUGACAUCAUUUCCCAACUACGAGCCAAUCAUGUGAUGGUGCAUAUUGCUGUUGACAGUAUUCCAUCGGGUGGUACCAACUCUGCAACAUUGUAUGAAAUGGCCUUUCAAACCAAUGGAUAUAGUUAUUUCGCUACCGCACUGGACAGUUCGUUCGUGUCAAUGAAUUAUACAGUUGCGAGUACUGAUGGAUCUUAUUCUUAUAAAUUUCCGAGAAACGAUUCCAAACCUCUCUAUGCAACUGGACAAUCAGAUGUCUUGUAUCUGAAAGGAUCCCUCUCAUACAAAUGGACAAUUGACUAUGAUUAUAAUACCGCUGCAACACAAAUCAUUAAGUGCAGAAUGUACAGUUCUGAUUAUCACGACUUCCUUCCAUUGCCAGAUUUCUAA
This is a messenger RNA of Caenorhabditis remanei, 486 nucleotides long. RefSeq lists its product as uncharacterized. Lineage: Eukaryota; Metazoa; Nematoda; Chromadorea; Rhabditida; Rhabditidae. The coding region runs from base 1 to 486 and encodes 161 amino acids. The record is from RefSeq and is a predicted model, not a curated record. The transcript is spliced from 3 exons. Gene Ontology annotation, biological process: innate immune response.